CACAAAGACAUUUGUAUAUAGAAGAAUAGGCAACUGCUCUACCUAACGAAUGCAAUAGUCUGCUGACUCCUGUCCUGGAUACGGUUAAAGAACUGGGUGCUCUACUGUAAGUUAGCUUCUUUAUCCUAUGCCCGGUAUAACCUAGCCGACGGAUCUGUAGUAACAAUAUUUAGGCGGCAUAGACGCUUGGGCUUGACGAAAUUGGAGCAUUAGCUGCUCUAGCGCAACCACGCGGUGCUAAAGGAGGGUCCAUAGGCUAACGUGACUUGAGCUUGCAAUUAGUACUAGAGAAGUCAAAAGGGAGGAAGGACAUCUUGGCACAAUUUUCAACAGCAGUGACGGAUUCUUGGCGGCCAGAGGUCCAUCAACGCGGGUCAAAGUUUUACAGACAGUCCAACUUAAAGCGAACAAGAUGUCGGGGGCUCUGGCAGCACGCACGGCCCUGGAAGAGGGUGAAAAGGGUCGCGUGGACAAGACGCGCGUGAAGCGCUAUUGGCCUGGCAGGGCUCCGGAGUGGGCUGAGCAGCAGCAAGAGGAGGAGGCCCCAAGGGAGCGCGUGCGUACGGAGGUUGCGGCACCCGUGAUCAUCAGGAGGGCGGACGACCCCCGCUUGGCUCGCCUGCAGCAGUCACGGGGCGCUGACAGGGAGGAGGCGCUGCAGGAGCGCCGGCAAAUCCGCGCCGCGGAGAUUGUGCGACCGAAGCGGGAGCGCAGCGAGGAGCCCGAAUCGUCUUCCUCGGAAGAGGAGGAGGAGGAAGAGCAGCAGCAGCGUCGUGGGGAGGGAGAGGAUGAGGAGGGGCAGCACGUGCGGCGGCGCCGGCGGCAUGAGGAGCGGAGUGAGGAGGCGGAGGAGGAGGAGGGGGAGGGGGCGCAGCCGCAACCGGAGCUGGAUGGUGAUGUACCCGCAGAUGAGAUGCGGCGGCGGGUGGCUCGGAGGCAGGUGGCGGACGAGCAGGAGGAUGAGGAGGCGGCGGCGCGGAGGAGGCAGGCGGUGCGGGAGAGGCUGCUGCAGCAGCAGCGGGAGGAGGAGUUGCGGCGACAGCAGCAGCAACAGCAGCAGGAGGAAGAAGAGGAGGAGGAGGAGUCCUCGGAGUAUGAAACGGAUGAGGACGAUGAGGACGACGGACCCGGAGGGCGGCUGCUCAAGCCGGUGUUUGUGCCCAAGCACGCGCGCGAUACGGUAGCGGAGCGUGCUGCUCUGGAGGCCGAGGAGGCUGCCGCGGCUGCCCGCGAGGCUGCCCGGCAGGCGGAGCGCAAGGAGGGCACCAAGCAGCUGCUGGCGGAGCAGAUGGCGGCGGAGGCGGCGGCGGCAGCGGCGGCGGCGGCGGGGCCUGCGGGCGCGGAGGACAUUGACACGGACGAUGAGGCGGACCCGGUGCAGGCCUACGAGGCGUGGAAGGCGCGUGAGCUGCGGCGCAUCAAGCGUGACCGUGAGGAGCGCGAGGCGGCUGAGAAGGAGGCGGCGGAGCGGGAGCGGCUGAAGAACAUGACGGAGGAGGAGCGGGCGGCGUGGGAGAGGGCCAACCCCAAGGUUGCUCGCGAGGCGUCCCCCAAGAGCCGCUGGAACUUCCUGCAGAAGUACUGGCACAAGGGCGCCUACUUCCAGGAGGCUCCCGACGACACCCGCGGCACCGCCGGCAGCGACGCCAUCUACACCCGCGACUACUCCGCGCCCACCGGCAUGGACAAGGUGGACAAGAGCCUGCUGCCCAAGGUGAUGCAGGUGAAGAACUUUGGGCGCAGCGGGCGCACCAAGUGGACCCACCUGCUGGCGGAGGACACCACGCAGGUGGAGGACGAGCUGUACGCGUCCGUGAAGGACACCCUGGUUCGCCGCCGCAACGAGACCCUGGCGGCCGCACAGGUCUUCACAAAGCCCAAGAAAUUCAAGCGCUGAUGGAAGUGCUGCGUUGUUGGACUGCUAGGAUGGGCUUUAGGGCUGCGGUGGAUUGGCUGUGCGGGUGCGGGUGCGUAGGAGGUACUGGGUUGCGGUGCAUGUAGGGAGUGUGGGUGGGAUAUGGAUGUGUGGGAGAGGGGCUUGUGGGAGGCAUCGGGCUAACGAAACAGGCAGCCAAGAGGCUUCUGUACGGGCAGUGUACCCAUCAAGGAGGACGCAUUCGCGAGUGGUGCUGUUGACCAAAGGCUGUGCAUGGGGCUACAUGGGGUGGUGUACAAAGCCCUGUUGGGCGCGGCCUUGUUGCGGUUUGUACUGGCAGGCUUUGCUGGGUUGUGAUGGAGCGUGUUGUGUGGCACUCGUUCGCAAUAACGUGACACGACACACAUGAUGUGCGCGUGUAUCACCGCAUAUAGCUUGCAUGUGGCCAGGCGGUUGACGAUUGAUUGGGAGUUGGCCAACGUCUUGCAUAACCACCGCUUGCUGGUUAUGCAAAACAUGCAUUGGGUGUCGGGUAUACGACGCAUGGUUCCGCCUUUGGGGCCGUUCUGGGGAUAAGUUUGACUCCAAGGACAUUGUCAAAAGCCUUACGAAACCCUACAUUGGUACUAGGGC
This is a messenger RNA of Astrephomene gubernaculifera, 2509 nucleotides long. NCBI's taxonomy places the organism in Eukaryota, Viridiplantae, Chlorophyta, Chlorophyceae, Chlamydomonadales, Astrephomenaceae. The record is from the annotation of a GenBank genome assembly.